Molecule: messenger RNA, 1933 nt
Organism: Diachasmimorpha longicaudata
Lineage: Eukaryota; Metazoa; Arthropoda; Insecta; Hymenoptera; Braconidae
Product: very long chain fatty acid elongase 7-like
Exons: 5
Coding region: 650-1555 (301 amino acids)
Biological process (GO): fatty acid elongation, saturated fatty acid; fatty acid elongation, monounsaturated fatty acid; fatty acid elongation, polyunsaturated fatty acid
Cellular component (GO): endoplasmic reticulum membrane
Molecular function (GO): fatty acid elongase activity
Source: RefSeq, a predicted model, not a curated record
ACUCGUUGGCCGAUACUUAAACCCACAACUUUUGCUCCUCCGAUUUAUUCCUGCUGCAGCAAACGCUCAAAUCGGUCAAAUCUCAAAUUAUGUACUCAAAUGUCUGUAAAAUUGUGACUAACAUUCACAUUGUACGGACAGAUGUCAGCGGCGAUAAUCCGAUAUAAUGAAAAUAAAUUAAGCAGUGACAUAGUAUCCCAAGUAUCAUAGUCAAAAUUCAAAAUCCAUUUUGGAGAUAAAUUCAAUAGACAAUAAUUAAUUUUCAAAAUUUGAAUAAAGUGAAAAUUUAUGGCGAAUUGGAAUUAAGAAGGGGAAACAGUGGAUUUCCAUCGCAAAAGGUAUCUCCUAGUGUCUUUCGAUGUGUAACUUUGAGAGAAAGGUGACGUCGAGUACUGAUCUCGAUCUGAUGCGGCAUCGGUAGCUUCGUCUAUUUUUCGAGUUUCGAGUUUCGACGUUUUUUACUGUUUUAUUUCAUUGUUGUGCGACUCAAGUUGUUCAUGGAUACUGUGGGGAUUACUAAAGAGGAAGUUCUCAGAAGUUGAUUUAUCGCAAGGACAUUAAUACCUGUGGUAACGUGAAGUGAACAAAUAUUUUUGGUUCCUUAAAAAACCCUUUGAGACGCCAGUCAGUUUGUCGAUCGAGCUUUGAAAUGGCAUCAGCAGCAGCGGAAUUAGUGGCUGAGCGGGAGCCAGAGCCAUUACUAAAAAUGCAGGAUACAAAUCGCACCUUCGUAGGGGCAGAAGGCCUAGUGCGAAUGGCCUUGGAGCAGUACACAGAGAUUCUGGAGACAGCAUCAGACCCAAGAGUCAGUGACUGGCCUCUCAUGGACUCCCCAAUUCCAACAUUUUUAAUCGUUAUACUUUAUCUGUAUGGGGUGACUCUACUAGGGCCAAGAAUGAUGGCCAAUAAAAAGCCUUAUCGGCUUAAAACUAUACUUAUCGCAUACAACGCCUUCCAAGUUAUUUUUUCACUGGGAAUGCUUUACGAGCAUUUAAUGUCUGGUUGGCUCUCGGAGUACAGUUACAAGUGCCAGCCCGUUGAUUACUCCCACAAUCCAACAGCAAUGCGAAUGGCUAAUUUGUGCUGGUGGUACUUCAUCAGCAAAUUCACGGAAUUCGCUGACACAAUAUUUUUUGUACUGCGCAAGAAGGACACUCAGGUGACAUUUUUGCAUCUGUAUCAUCACUCAUUGACCCCACUGGAGACCUGGAUAUGCGUCAAAUUUAUAGCAGGUGGACAUGGUACCCUUGGCAAUCUCAUAAACAAUGCUGUACACGUAGUUAUGUAUGCUUACUAUAUGCUCUCGGCAAUGGGACCGGACUAUCAGAAAUACCUCUGGUGGAAGAAGCAUCUGACAACAGUACAAUUGGUGCAAUUCUUCUUAGUAUUCGUUCACAGUGCUCAGGCCCUAGUUUUCGACUGUGGCUACCCAAAAUUAGUAGCCGCCCUGCUUCUCCUCCACUCAACGAUAUUCUUCGUCCUUUUCUCCGACUUUUACCUUCGCGCAUAUCGUAAGACGAAAACAACACUUGUGAAGCAACUCAAGAAUGAAUAAAUUGAUUGUAAAUGCAAAUGCAAAGAUAACGAAAGACAAUGGGGGGAAUGAAAAUUCAGUGAAAAUGAAUUCUCAUCUCAUCGGUCUAAAAUACUUUUGCUCUUCCAUGGAGAGCGAUCAGUAUUUCACUGUCUUGACAUUUUUUUUGAGACGCUUGAAUGUUGAUCCGUUCAGCGAACAAAUAAUUAACUGAUGAUACUUCAUUGUCAUGUACUUAUUGUCUAGAAUUUUUCAAUUUCCAAUUUUUACUCCCAGUGAAAUUGACAACGUUAUUUAUGAUACGAUAUGAUGUGAAUUAUUAAUCAUUUAUUAUACACAGUUUUCUUGUGGCACUUUGUGACUGUAAAUAAUUAUGCUCAAUAUAUAUUUUUAAUUGUA